UUCAAUAGACAGAUUGGAGUUUACAGGGUCACGAAACGAAGUAGCAGUGUGCUGGGGUGCAUUUGUCUCCUAUUUAAAAGGAGUUCGUAGAUUGCAAUAGCAUCGUGGAGGACCUUCCGUCUGCGCAGUUAAAGAGGGAGUUUCAGUUAGACGUGAACUGUGACACUUACAGUAACUUCGUAAAACCAAAGUGUUUUUAGCAACUUGCGUCUCUCUAUGUUUUGAGGUUUAUAGUCUUUGCUGUCGCUGGUGUUACAUCAUACUGUUUGUUUUUGACGUGAACCUUCGGACGCUGUAAGUUUCCAUCUUGAAAUAAUUGUUUUCAACAGUUUGAUCUGUAGCAAUAAACAUGUCCAGCACACUCCGGCCAAGACUAUGUGUUCUACAGAAAGGCGCGAAUGGCUACGGUUUCCAUCUUCACGGAGAGAAAGGGAAGACUGGGCAGUUCAUUCGGUUAGUGGAGCCAGAUUCUCCGGCGGAGACCGCGGGGCUACAGGCCGGGGAUAGGCUGGUAUUCGUCAAUGAGGAAAACGUGGAGGGCGAGAGCCAUCAACAGGUCGUGUCCCGGAUACGAGCUACCACGGGGAAUUUGGAGCUCGUCGUCGUAGAUCAGGAGACCGAAGAAUUAUUGAAAAAACACAAUUUAAAGUGCCUCAAAGAGUUUGUCACUGAAGGAAUCCCACUUCCCAGCAACGAAUCGGACGGGGAUGUCGGGGAGAACGGUACUCCGAGAGAAUCGACCCCGGUUCCUGAGAAAAAUGGAGAGGUCCUCGAAAAGAAGCUGAGCGUAAGCUCCAAGGAAUCUAAGGAGGAGCUGCGCCCUCGUCUCUGUAUUAUUAAGAAGGGAGAUGGAGGCUACGGCUUCAACCUACACAGCGAGAAGACCAAGCCGGGCCAGUACAUCCGGGCCGUGGAUGAGGACUCACCGGCCGAGAAAGCCGGCCUCCGGCCUCAGGACAGAAUCGUUCAGGUGAACGGGGUCUCUGUGGAAGGGAAGCAGCAUGCGGACGUGGUGGGCGCCAUCAAGGCUGGGGGUCAGGAGACCUCCCUGCUGGUGGUGGACCCUGAAACAGACGCCUUCUUCAAGAAGUGCAAGACCUUGCCCACUGAGGAGCAUCUCACAGGACCUCUGCCUGAGCCUGUUGUGAACGGAGAGGUGGAGGACACGGUUAACGGGAAAGUGGCCAAAGAGCUGGAGACCAAGGUGUCCGUCAGUCCCUCUCCGUCCAGUGCCUCCUCUAAUGCUUCCCUCACAGCUGCGGCCCCCGCCAGUACCCCGCCUGAGGCCCAAGAGAAGAUGGAGGAGAAGGCGGAGGGGAAGGAGCCGGCUGCGGAGGCCAGCCUCUCCCUGACCAUGACCCUCCAGCAGGCCAAGGAGCGCGCCCACCAGAAGCGCUCAAACAAGAGAGCUCCACAGAUGGACUGGAACAAGAGAAAUGAACUUUUCAGCAACUUAUAAACCUGCCGCUCUGUCCUCUCUCUCUCUCUCUCUCUCUCUCUCUCUCACACUCACACACACGUACAACACACACACACACACACACACACACAUAUACAUGCAUGUCAGAAAAACCACUGUGGGUUUUCCCCACUUUGUCCUUUUGCAAAACCAGUGAAAUCAAAAGCUAUUAAUAGAGAACAGUUUAUAUUUCUAAAAUAUAGACUAAAAAUGAAUAAAUAAGUAGGAAAAAAAGAAAUGGAUGACAAAAUCACAUGAAAAUAAUCUAUAUUUGUAUCCAGGUGUUGUGUAAAAGGAGCAGCCAUCAGUAGCUGAGUGUAUUUGAGUGGAAGAUGGGCAGAUGAGGGGAAUGUAUGUGGAAGGCCCAGAGAGAUGGCUCUGUGCAUUUGUGUUCUCUGUGUGCUGAUGGAGGUGGUCUUUGUAUCUUGUGAUCCAUGUGAAAAGGAUUUGUUUUUGUAAUUUAAACUAUGAGAACCUUUGCGGCUAGCAGGGAUGCAAAACCUUAUUUUGAUAGUUUUCUUUGUCUUCAUUUUUGCAAAUCUCACAAAGGACCUUAGCUGAAAAGGUGCUUGACCACUAACUACAACUCCAGACGACAUUUUGUAAAACUGAGCCACGACCUUCCAUGUACCUUUGUGUUUGUUUUGAUUGUUAUCUUUAUCACUGGAACCAUAUGAACCCUGUGUAGGUGGACCAAGUGGCUGGCGAAUGAAUGGAAACCCAGAGACAUCAGAGUGGAAAGGGCUCUAAAAGCAGAAUCUCAUUUCCUGAAACAUUUCUCAUUCUGCUGUAUUUUACUCCCUAUUGUAGCUUGUUGAAGCUCUACCCAAUAUAAAAUGUGUCAGAAGCAGGUUAUACAAAGAUCUGUGUGCAUUUUAGGGGGUCUAAAUGCAGUCAUGAAUUUCAUUUCAGUUUCAAGCGUGAGGAACAAAGGUUUCUCCUAUUGUAAACAGUACAUCCAUUUUAUGUGUGGUUGUAGACUGUCCUUCCUUUCAACUUCCUCAACCUCUUCGGUUAUUGCAUAUCAGUGUUUUGGCCUCAGAAAUGCGAGAUUUACUUUUAAACCCUUGACAAUCAGCCUACUAUAAUACAUUGGUUUGAGGGACCAAACUAGGCUCUUAGCCCAAAUCUAUUCUGUCCAUUUUAGCCAUAAUAGAACAAAUUAUGGCAACCAGCGCCAGAGUUUUAGUGACGUAGUUUUGAGAGGCGUGAACUUAUUUAGUGGUUUUGGACCUAUACUGUGGUUGUUACUAUUGUAAAUUUUUACUGUUGAUUUUUUUGUUUUCUUCUUGCCACUAGCAAUCUGUUGAAAUUUGAGAUUAUAUAUUUUUUCUUGUUUUCUCUUAGAUUUUUGUAUUCAUAAAUGUCUGUGAAACAAAAUUUUAUUUUGCGAUGUCUGUUAAAAUGCCUCAAUGCAUUGAAUUACUUUUGAAUUUUAUUUUGCCGCUUUGUAUUGAAAUUGGUUACCUGCCCCUUCAUUGCAAUUAUAAGCAUAUUGCUUCUCUUGUCACUUGCUAACAGUAGCAUUUUAAAAACGGUGCAUGCUUGUGUAUGUGCAUGUACAUCUGGAGGCUACAUGUAUAUUGACGACUACUGUAUUAAAAUUUCAAUCACA
Molecule: messenger RNA, 3074 nt
Organism: Conger conger (European conger)
Lineage: Eukaryota; Metazoa; Chordata; Actinopteri; Anguilliformes; Congridae
Gene: nherf1a
Product: NHERF family PDZ scaffold protein 1a
Exons: 6
Coding region: 350-1459 (369 amino acids)
Biological process (GO): protein localization to plasma membrane
Cellular component (GO): apical plasma membrane
Molecular function (GO): protein-membrane adaptor activity; signaling receptor binding
Source: RefSeq, a predicted model, not a curated record